This is a messenger RNA of Bactrocera tryoni, 1095 nucleotides long. It is a transcript of the gene Gclm, whose product is annotated as glutamate--cysteine ligase regulatory subunit. Gene Ontology annotation, molecular function: glutamate-cysteine ligase catalytic subunit binding; enzyme regulator activity. The transcript has a single exon. The record is from RefSeq and is a predicted model, not a curated record. Bases 227 to 1048 code for a protein of 273 amino acids. Gene Ontology annotation, biological process: glutathione biosynthetic process. Lineage: Eukaryota; Metazoa; Arthropoda; Insecta; Diptera; Tephritidae. Gene Ontology annotation, cellular component: glutamate-cysteine ligase complex.
UUGAAGUGAUUGGUGUGCUCUUGUUAAUUGUUGUUAUACUUGUUCGCAUAUCAGAGAAACGAUAGAACUGUAUAUAAAAACCAUAAACGCGUGAGACAAAUUUUAAACGAUUCAGUGUAGCAUACUUGGAACAUCAAAGGCAGCGUUAGACACCAGUACACGUUUUAUAUACAUACACACUCCGAGCCGAUUAAUUUUUUUUGUAGAUUACGCACCCAUUGGUACAAUGAUUCCGGCAAUAACAUCGAAUGACAAAUUUCACAAUGUUAUUAUUAGUACAGGAAAUAUUCUUAACUUAAAUAACCAAUUGGGUGGAAAGUCAACUGAAGAAAUUCUGGAUGGUUUAAGUUUGACUUUACAGUGCCAAGCAGCGGCCUCGCAAGUGGAAUUGAUUGAAGCAGAUGGUUGUGUGCUCCGAGCCACAGAAGAGCUCAAGCAGAAGUUAACUGAAAACGACAGAUCAGAUAUUAGUAUUGGUGCUAAAAUAUUUUUAAACAAAAAUUCGAGUGCAUAUAUAAAGCAGGCGAUAAGAACAUUGUUGCAAGUACUUAAAGUAGAGCACGUGGACAACGUGGUGUUAGCGUAUCACCCGACAACUGUAGAUAAUUCAUCAAACACCAACAGUAAAGAAGAUGUCCAAAUUAAUGAGAAAUCAGAUCAAUUAAAAGAGCUUUGGUCGUCGUUGGAAGAAUUUGCUCAGCAAAAGAAAAUAACACAAUUGGGCAUUGCAGAUUUGGAUAUUGAACAACUGCGCCAAUUAUAUGCCACAGUCAAGGUUCAUCCAACCAUAGCGCAAAUUAAUUUGGAAUCGUGCUGUGUAGUGCCACCAGCAUUACAAGAAUAUUGUACAAAACAUGAUAUACAAUUGUUGACGCAUAGUGAUCCAGAAGUUUUGCUAUCUGAUGAUCAAUUCAUUGUGCCCGGCUAUCAAGUGGAUUGGACUUUACGUUAUCAAGUACAUGUUCGAUGUCGCGGUGUAAUAACUGCCAAAGGCUACAUACUUGGAGCCAGCAAGCGCGACCAAAUAGAAAAGCAAGUUGCAGUUUGAACGCCAUUUUAGUUCAGAAACUAUCAAAGCGGGUGGAGGGCAAUUGC